AAUCCUUGAAUUAUACUCAGUGGUAUAUUUACAGUUAGAGAGCAAACAAUACUGUACAGUGUACAUUAGUACAUGCGUAAUUGGUAGAGGAAGCUUGUAUUUCUGUUAAUUAAACAAGAUCUGAGAUACGUUAAAAAUGAAAAAGUUUUGGCACAGUGGACAUUUGAAUAUCUCCGGAGAGAUUGGUGAUCAUGAACAACCCGUUGGUAACAUAAACCUGGCCUAUGUACACGAGGGACGGAGACAUAGUGUUCUAGAAGUUAUCUCGGAAGGAUCUUCCGAGGAUGAACGCGAGCAAACCUUUUCCAAGUCCUCAGGAACACCCGGAGGAAAGGCUGAAAAUGAUGCCUUUCACGUGGAUCGAGAACUGAAAGGGGUUGUUGGGUUUAAACUGUCUCCGCAGUUGACAAAAUCCCAUCCUAGACGGGAUAGUAUCCAAGUGGAAGAAUCAGGUUCCGACGAUGAAGAGUCAGCGCAGGCGCAGAGAGAAAUUGACAUCUGGGAUAGACCCAAGGCAGGGAUCUCUAGAGCUGAAAUUCUUCCUUAUCUUUUGGAAAAAAUGAACGAGGUUGAAGACGCCUGCGUCGAUGAAAAUUGCCCGUACAAUAGAUGGUUGUACGCAGGUAAAGAGCACCCUGAUCGUAGUGAGCUCGACGAGUGGGAAGUUUCUAAGUUACGGGAUUUUUCUAUCCCAAGACCGAGCAUUUCUGGGUUUGAAAUUUCUUCCGAUUCAAAAUCUCGGGUUAACAUUUCCAGUUUCGAGGGUUCAAAGGUUUCCAAAGCUUCCAACUCAGUAAUGGAGAGCACUAAAAUGUCCCAGGAUUUGAAUCUAAAUCGGUCAUCAAAACAUAAAGAUCUAUUUACCGCUCUCCCACGGACCAAUUCCACGUCAAUUUCUUCCUCCGACUCUAUAAGAUCCUUCUCCUCUGUUCCAAUAGAGUCUAAUGCAUCCACCUAUCCAAUUAUCACUCUAUCUACAAGAUCAAGACAAACUGAAAAGAAAAGAAACCCCUCUCUCUGCUGUUUCCCAGUGUCGGGGAAUAAAUCAGAAGAUGAGUAUAAAUCCUAUCCUCUCAAGGAGCUAUCCAGACCACCGUCCUCCUGCUCCUGCUCUCAUUCCUACAGUUCGUCCUGCAGUUCCUGCUCCACCUGUAUACUAGAGCAUGAGGAUCCUACUGCUCCGCAUGCCUUCACUGUACAGGAUAAUAAAGUCAAGGUUAAGAGGAACCCCUACCUGCCCCGGUGUGAUAUCUCGUGCUGCGCGACCUUCUCCUUCAUCAUUAUCUGCCUGGUCGCCCUCACAUGCGUCCUCCUCUACCUCUACUUCAACACCAACGCGAUGAGCAAGGGCAUGACCGACAGCUGAGUUGUUAAACAAUUUCUAUCAAUGUGACCGUUUUUAAUUUUUAGUGACUUAUUAUUUUUAAAUUUUGAAUACAAAUUAUUGUUUAUUUUAA
Messenger RNA from Eurytemora carolleeae, 1457 nucleotides. RefSeq lists its product as uncharacterized. Lineage: Eukaryota; Metazoa; Arthropoda; Copepoda; Calanoida; Temoridae. Bases 137 to 1366 code for a protein of 409 amino acids. The record is from RefSeq and is a predicted model, not a curated record. The transcript is spliced from 2 exons.